Molecule: messenger RNA, 674 nt
Organism: Bactrocera neohumeralis
Lineage: Eukaryota; Metazoa; Arthropoda; Insecta; Diptera; Tephritidae
Exons: 2
Coding region: 38-580 (180 amino acids)
Source: RefSeq, a predicted model, not a curated record
UUGCGGCGGUAAAAAACCAAACACAACAACUGCCAAAAUGCAACGUUUCAUCUGUGCUUUAUUCUCGGUGCUGGCACUCGCGCAUGCCCUUCCUUAUGGCGGCUCGAGCAGCAGCAGUAGCAGUGGCGGUUAUGGCGGCAGCAGCAGUGGCGGUUACGGCGCGCCAGCUGCAGCACCCGCUCCAUCUUAUACCAGCGGCGAUGUAAUUGUGUCACAGGAACCCGCAGUCUUGUAUAACAUUCCUGCACCAUCGGCUUGGAAUAUAUCGCCAGCUAGAGCAGCAGGUCCAGUGCUAACACCAGUUGAUGCUAGGACUAUCUCAGGAUCUGGUACGGCAUCAUCGUUGAUUGGCAUCUCAUCGCGUCCAAGUGCCAUCGCUGCUGCGGCUUCUGCUAAUGUGCCUUUGAAUGCUGGUUCCUACAAGCUAUUGAUUGUACCCUCCUAUGAAGUGCCCAAUAUUGUGGGACCUGAACCUGCUGUGCCCAAGUCGCCCGCUGGUGUUGGUGCUGGUGGCAGUGGCGGCCAGGGUUAUGGCGGUCAAGGCUAUAGCGCUCCGGCUAGUCAAGUGGUCAGUUAUUAAUUGCUUUAAUAUUGGCUACAAACAUCUCAAAUGCAAGGAAGCAAAAUUACUGUUAAAUACAUGAGCUCCAAGAGCAAAUUCCUUAAUUAAUGAA